Acromyrmex echinatior (Panamanian leafcutter ant) is the source of this 1060-nucleotide messenger RNA. RefSeq lists its product as uncharacterized. The record is from RefSeq and is a predicted model, not a curated record. Gene Ontology annotation, biological process: apoptotic process. Gene Ontology annotation, cellular component: mitochondrion. NCBI's taxonomy places the organism in Eukaryota, Metazoa, Arthropoda, Insecta, Hymenoptera, Formicidae.
UUAUUCUUUAUCGGUUGAAUUUCUAUUAAUUUAAUUUCUCCUGUCUAAUUUUUCUUUAUCAAUUGACUUUUACUAGUGAGGUUAUGUACACAGUAUCGUCUGCCUUUUUCACUCGCGCUCUUUGAAUUUCUCUUUCUAAACAUUAAAAAUUGCUUUAAAAUUGCUUUAAAACGUGCUUUUAUUUAUGUAAAAAAUACGUGGGUGAAGACUUUAAAGGAAAAUUAAGAAUAGAGAAGUUGCCAGAAAUUGUCGGCCCUAAUAAAUUAAAAAAAAAAACGUGGUUAGACUAUACAUUAAUCCCUGGAGCUGAUGAUUUUAGUAUCAGUUCCAGAGAAUUAAUUAUAUUGUUAAAAUAUGGCAAUGCGUCAAAUUUUCCCAAAAUUAUGGAAAAAUAUUAGUCCUGUAAUGUAUACAUCAGGUAUGUUAUUUGCACAUUGUACCUCAUUUGGCAAGCCUAAUGAAAAUGAGAAGUUGAAGCUGGACUCUCCAGACAUAAAAAAGCUAACCCAUGAGUAUAUGAUAAAACAAUCUACAUUGGAUGUUGCUAAUAGUGCAACCCAGGCAUUAACUGUCACAUAUAUGGCUAUAAUAGAUCUGAGCGUCGCAUACAGAAUAUUGUUGAACGAACUCAUUUCUCUUCUCGAAGAAACUAUAAUACACAACGUAAAUGAUGCACACUGGGAUCUGAUUGUGGAAGUACGAAAUGAAAUGCAAGACAAGAAAGAAAAGAUUACGCGCUUGGUUAUCUAUAUGGAUUAUGUGCAUAAAAUGGCAGUAGCUAGCGCAGAAUUAAGUUAUAUGUGUGAGAUGGAUAGUUUGACCAGUACACUUCAACAGAGGAUAGAGGAUGCGUUAAGUAAGGUAAAAGCAGAAAUUGACAACAAUAUAGAGUUGGAACGAGCAUACUGGCGUAUACAGGAACAGUGCAUCAAAGGUAGCAAAGAGAAUAUCAAGAAACAAUAAAUUUUUUAGGAGAAAGAGUCCAACAUUCUCUUUCAAAAUAUGUUUUAUUUGUUUUUUAAAAAAAUUAAAAAUAAUUAUGUAUCUAUGUUAAUAAACA